This is a messenger RNA of Ilex paraguariensis (yerba mate), 443 nucleotides long. The record is from the annotation of a GenBank genome assembly. NCBI's taxonomy places the organism in Eukaryota, Viridiplantae, Streptophyta, Magnoliopsida, Aquifoliales, Aquifoliaceae.
UGAUGGCUAAUACCAAGCAAACGGGCCCCGACUCUCCACCACCAACGGGAAUCGGAUCCCGAAAGAGGACCGAGGAAGUAGGCCCCAGUGGUGGGGAACAAAGGAAGAAAUGGAAGAAUGACGCUCCAACAGAGAGUAUAAAGGGAAAAACUGAGACGUGCAAGUUGCAAGUAGAUAGGCCCACCCUCAGGCCAAACGAUGACGUGGUUCAAGUGAUAGAGGGUCAUGGCAUCAAUGUUUGGUUCAAGCCCGUUGGGAGAUUUGUACUUCCCAUCUGUAGGGAGUUUGAUCAAAAGCUAGGGGUGAGGGAUGAGGACUUGUAUUUGUUGAAAACAAAUCUGAGAGGGAAGGUGAUGGAGAUCAUCCCAGGAGUCAUUGUGAAGGCAUUGCAUUACCAAAGACCUCCCCCAACACCACGGUCUAUCCUUAAAACACCCAUGUGA